UUCUUCUCUGCUCUUUCAAAGAUGCUUUUGAUGCCCCAGGUUUUGUUCUCAGAACAAUGAUGGGUUCGAUAACCUUUGGGGCUGCUUUUUGAAGCCUCCUGGUUCUUGUCUUGGGCUGUGUUUUUGUUUUGCUAUGUAUUUACAGCUGAAAUAAGCAGAUCGGGUUUCUUGAGCAAGAAAACCCCAUCCUGGUCGGAGCAGCCCUGGCUGUUGGAUGCAAUAACACACAGAAGGUGUUUGGUCCCUAAUUGAUCUUUGACUUUCCUUUCUUAUGAAGUGGAAAUAAGAGGAAAAUGCCGCUGGUGAUGAGCUGCCGCACCCGGGGGUAGCUGGGAUUCUGGUUUCUAACCCCAAAUUCCAAUUUCUGGGUCGGGAUAUUGAUCUGUAAAAGACUUUUUAAGGCAGCAGUAAAUUUUUCCUGAAUAAGAGAUCUCUACAUAAAACUUUUGCCUCCUGGCAAAUCUUGUGUUACAAAUGUUGCUGUAGGUUUAAAGUGUUAAUUUAUGUGGCAUAUUGGGUUGGAUUUAAAGGUCCCUGAAGACCUUUGAAUCUCAGUAGCUAAUGAGGCUUGCAGAGAAGAGGUUGAGAGAGGCAAAUCUUACUGGCAGUGAGUAGUACUGGAGAAGGAGAUCCAGGAUUGUGCAAGUUUUGCAGAGAAAAAUUAGGAAUUAUCGCAUCGGCCUUUGAGUUGUUUGAUUAUUUCCAGCCAUAGGUUUCCCUGCAGUCCCCCAUCUCUGGAAGAAGGAUUCUCCAUGCUGAAACCUCUCAGGUGGAGUUUUCCCAAGUCCUAGACCACUUCCAAGGGGACUUGGGGUGAGCUGAGAUCCAUGAGCAGCCAUCUCGCAUCCUCCUCAGCUCUCCUGCUCAUCCCUGCUGGAAAGGAUUUGGCAUUUAGGCUCCAGUCUCUCAGCUCGGCUGAACCAUGUGUGCAAAGAUGCUUAAACUUGUCCUUCUCCUUACAGCUGGCCUUGCUGAACUUCUUCCACCCCGAGGAGAAGCUGCACGUUGGAGAAGAAGGGAGACGCGUCCGUCGGAAUAAAAGGAGUAAAGGCAGCGAAGGGCCCGACGGUCCAAGUUCAGUGAAAAACAAGAAAAAGGGUAAAAAGGCUGGUCCUCCAGGGCCCAACGGUCCCCAAGGGCCACCAGGGCCUCCCGGGCCGCAGGGUCCCCCCGGCAUUCCCGGCAUCCCCGGGAUUCCAGGCACCACCGUCAUGGGCCCGCCCGGGCCCCCCGGCCCGCCCGGCCCUCAGGGACCGCCCGGCCUGCAGGGCCCCUCAGGUGCCACAGACAAGGCCAGUUCCAGAGACAUCCAGCCAGCUGUGGUCCAUCUCCAAGGCCAAGGCUCAGCAAUCCAAGUGAAGAAUGAUCUUUCAGGUGGAGUCCUCAAUGACUGGUCUCGCAUCACUCUGAACCCCAAGGUGUUUAAGCUGCAUGCCCGCAGUGGGGAGCUGGAGGUACUGGUGGACGGCACAUACUUCAUCUAUAGUCAGGUAGAAGUCUACUACAUCAACUUCACCGAUUUUGCCAGCUACGAGGUGGUGGUGGACGAGAAGCCCUUUCUGCAAUGCACUCGCAGCAUCGAGACCGGCAAGACCAACUUCAACACCUGCUACACGGCCGGGGUGUGCCUGCUCAAGGCCAGGCAGAAGAUCGCCGUGAAGAUGGUCCACGCUGACAUCUCCAUCAACAUGAGCAAGCACACGACUUUCUUUGGGGCCAUCCGCCUGGGAGAUGCUCCCGCAUCCUAGAGAGGAACUUGGCGUGGCCAAGGACACCCACGGAACUGCCCAGUGCUGCUGUUCAUAAAGCGUAUCAGUAUUUCAGGGGUUCUGUAAUCCGGCCAUAAAGGAAACUGAUCCAGAGCUAUUUAUUCCUAUAUGUGAAUGCAGGAAGCACAAUUGUCCUCUGUGACUCGCGGGGAGACUCGGAUCAAACCAAAAAGCUGGUGGGGAGAGCGUUGUGAGGAGGAAAGGCUGUUGGGUGUGCCUUGUCUCAGUAUUUCAAGUAUUACUGCACUGAUACUCUGCUCUGUGACCUUCACACGAGGCUUGCUGGGAGAGCUGGGGGCUCUGCUCGGAUGUUGGCACUGGCAAGAGCAUCCCAGGCAGGAGCGGGAGGACACGGACUCCUGUCCCAAAAUCCCAGCCAGGCUGCUGCAUGUGCACGCUCACGACAGCCAGGAAGGGGGUUCUGGCUUCCUGCCUUCCCAGGGGGAGCUGGAAGGGCUGGGGGGCGAGGGAGGUGAGUGAGACAGGGUCAGUGGUGUUUACAUUCAUCCUCAGGAGGAGGAGGAAAAGUGCCUCGACCUAGAGCUUGGAAGCAAAAGCAGGAAGUGCGAGAGGAAGAGGAAUAACUAGAGCAGGCUUAGCAGAUAGGAAACUGCCUCCACAUUCCAGAAACCACCAAAUCCCAAAGAAAACGCCAAUUCCCGGGUCCAGGCCUCUGCUCCUUUCAGCUCCUGCCCUUACCCCAGAGGUAACCUUGCCCCAGCGGGGGCUGCCUUCAAGUACUGCUGCUGUUACAGCAAGUUGAGUUGGGUUAGGGGUAUUUUUGUUUUGUUUUUUUUGUUUGGUUUGGUUGUUUUUGGUUGUUUUUUUUUUUUUUUUGCAGGGGGGGAGGUUUGUUUUGUUCUUUUUAAUUAAUAUUUUGCAAACCAGAACACAUUUCUACAGGCUUCACCGAGCCACGUAGAGCAGCCACAAGUACUUGUGACAACACUCGGAGGAAGUUUGUUAUGUUUAAGAAUAAAAUAUUCAAACAGGAAA
Passer montanus (Eurasian tree sparrow) is the source of this 2765-nucleotide messenger RNA. RefSeq names its product ectodysplasin A (gene EDA). NCBI's taxonomy places the organism in Eukaryota, Metazoa, Chordata, Aves, Passeriformes, Passeridae. Gene Ontology annotation, cellular component: membrane. Gene Ontology annotation, molecular function: death receptor agonist activity; tumor necrosis factor receptor binding; death receptor binding. Gene Ontology annotation, biological process: animal organ development; immune response. The coding region runs from base 828 to 1748 and encodes 306 amino acids. The record is from RefSeq and is a predicted model, not a curated record. The transcript is spliced from 7 exons.